GGAAUCACUUGUAUAUUCGCAGCAUCUUCACUCUGAUUGGAAAAUUAUAAAUUUCAUUUAUUCUUCGAGAAUUUACUGAGAAAGAAAUGUUUUUGUUGUGAAUAUAAAUAUAUUAACUUAUAACAUAAAAUUGUGAUUUUAUAGACAAUUUAGCCAACAAGCCAAAAAGACACAAGUAUUCGUAGCUCGAACUUGAAUGGAUUAAAGAAAAAAUUGUCUAAUAAGAAUUUGAAUAUUUCGGAGAUUUUUGUUUUGGAUCACACGCAGUGAAAGUGCUCCAAUUUACUAACAGUGUUAAAUUGUGUUUUAUUAUAAAUACUAUUCCCUGUAAAAAACUGCUUAAAUAAACAUAUUUCACUUAUAGUGAAUAAGUAAACAAAAACUAAAUCGCUUAUAAGAGGAAAAUUCUCCAAUGGGAGCCACAAACAAUAAUUAAUAAAAAAGAAAAUAUUACCAUUAAUUCGCCGAUUUUGUGUUACUCAAAUUAGCUCUCUACGAAUUUAACGCUCUCUCUCUCUCUCUUAUAUACUAUAUACAGCCCCCUUUGCGCCAAAAAGUGGUGUUUUGCGUUCUCUGACAUUUGGAGCUGUCAUAUUGACAGUCGUGUACGGUAGGUGAUUGCUUGUGCAUUUGGAAUACGCUGAAAUACGCUUGUUGCCAUAAUUUUCAAGUUAUUUUGUGCUAACUAACUAUUGUGUGUUUAGGCUUAAAAAUGUUGCUGCUAUAAAAUAAUAUAAAUUAUUUAAACACAGUUGCGUUAUUUAUGCUAUUCUAAAGCCAAAAAGUACAUCAAGUUGCUAUUUAAUACGCGCUACACUCUCGCUUGAAGCGCAGUAAAAUUAGAAGAAAAAAGUGAUGAUUUAGUGGGAGGUAACUUGAACAUUUGACAAAGAAUACAUAAGUAGCUACAAAGUGAAAGUGUUUAUUUUUGCGUGUACAAAAAAUUUGUGAAUUAUAAAAAAAAAAAGAAUUGGAACUGAUGUGUAACUAAAAGCGCAGCGUUCAUUAUUGUGCAAAACCACCGUCCAAUUAAUAUUUCGUCUUCCUGCCAUUUUAUUUUGUGGAUAAACUGCUGUGAAUUGUGAAAAAAAAAAUUGCAGUUACCUCUGACCCCCUCCCUUUAACGGUACUUAAUUUUUCGACAAUUCACCCCAAAUAGUGUUGUUUUCUUUCGAAGAAGUGUAAUAAAAUAAAACUUUGUGCGAAAAUUAUAGAAAAUAAAUUCACAACUUUUCGAAGUUUGAAAAAAAAACAACUGAAUCAAAAUGUAUCGCAUUGGUCCGAUUGGUCGUAAAUCGAAUUUUCAUUUGCGUGAAAAAUUCCUUAUUGGUUUGGUGUUAGGUACGCUAUGCCUACUCUGUUUCGGUGGUAUAUUCCUCAUACCCGAUAAUUUUGGCGGUGAACGCGUUCUCCGUGUUUAUAAGCAAUUCCAAAAAGCCGGCCCUGAAAUGUUCAUACCGGCACCACCGCUCGCCGCCCACGCCCCAAAAGACGCAGAUCCACAUUUUAUUGGCGACCGUCAGAAGCUACAAGCCAAAAUAAAGGAGGAAUUAGGUGAAAUAUUAGAUAAGCCAGAACUGCAGCAGCAGCAGCAACAACGCCAACAAGAUGCUGGCUAUGAUGGUGAGGAAAUGGGCGUAGGCGAUGAUGGACAACAGCAACAACAAGGCGCUGCACCACCUUUAAAUGGUGAAGGACCACCGGAAAGUGUAGCUACGGCCGGAAAAGGACAGCAUAUCAACAAUGAUGAUGCGGCAGCACGCCUGGAUAACAAUAACUUACCUGUGGGAAAAAUAGCAAGUUUAAUAAUAGUGCCCAGCGCAAAUGCUGAUCCGGAUCCAAAAGUGGAAGAGAAGCGACAGAAAGUUAAAGAGGUGAGUCUUCACAUACAGAAUAAAGUGCUCUUAUCUUUCAAGUAACUAUUACAUUAUUAUAUAUCAUAAAUUAUAUUAAUAAGAUAUGGUAAAUAUUACAUUUUUUAUUUUAAUAUGCGAUAUAAUUUAUAGCCGCUGUUUCACUUUUUUAUUAUCAUAUGUGUUUUUUAUGAAUCAUUUCUAUUUACUGUAAAUUUUUAUGUACCUUUUUUAAGCCCUUUCGAUUGAAGUGAUACACUUCAAGUAUCAGCGGUGCAUUUAAUGCACAAACCUUUUGUGGUUUCCCUGUGUUCUGUUAGCUAAUGAUACCGUUAUGAAUGUUUUAUGCAUUAUUUCUAUACCCUUAAUACGGGAAGUCAUUAAAGCUAUUUGUUUAUCGUAAAAAAAUUAGUUUAUAUUAGGUCUACAACUUUGCUCCCGCCGUUUUCCAAUAGAUGUCUCUAGGGUCAAUCACUGGUCGAUUAAAUCGAUUUUUUUAUAUCGAUCUUGGACAUUUGUGUCAACAUUAAUUCAACAAAAUAUUUGUAGAGAUCUGUUUGCAUCCCAAACUUAUUCUGAACUGAAAAUGUCACUUUUUGAGCCGAAUUCUCGACAAUUGCGGGAAUGUCUCUAGGGGUAAGCACUGGUCUAUUAAAUCGAUUAAAUCGUUUUAUAUCGAUAUUGGACAUUUAUGUCAACAUUAACUCAACAAAAUAUUUGUAGAGAUCUGUUUGCAUCCCAAACUUAUGCUGAACUGAAAAUGUCACUUUUUGAGCCGAAUUCUCGACAAUUGCGGGUAUGUCUCUAGGGUCAAGCACAGGUCGAUUAAAUCGUUUUAUAUCGAUCUUGGACAUUUAUGUCAACAUUAACUCAACAAAAUAUUUGUAGAGAUCUGUUUGCAUCCCAAACUUAUUCUCAACUGAAAAUGUCACUUUUUGAGCCGAAUUCUCGACAUUUGCGGGAAAUUUUGCUUUUCUUUUUUUAAUUCAAAGAAAAGUACGGUUGAGGCUCAUCGACAUUUGUAACCGUUUUUAUACAAAAAAAAACUUAAUUAAAAAAAAAAACGGCGGAAGCAAAGUUGUAGACCUAAUAGAUUCUGAGCUUUCUUAUUUUUUCUCAGUAGAAUAGCCUCCUGUCGAUUGAUUCCUUUGGUAUUGCGUAACUUGAACGACAAAAUUCAAAAAUUUCUAACGAUUGAAACAUUUUUGUCAACAAAUGAGCGAUUGAAAAGCAUUCAUAGUGGAUGGUUGAGCGGCUGAUCGACACUUACAAUAGCACCUAUAGUCGAUAAUCGCUAAGGAGUCGAUUAUCUACUGUCAGUCGACACUUGCAAUAGGUGUGAUAGGCAAAACCACACGAAACCAACCAACAAAAAGUCGAAACGAGACAUGAAACAUUCGACCUCAGAGAUCUAAGAUCUAAUCUAGUUUAAUAGGAUGUAAGGUAUUUAAAAUCUUCCUCGUCGGAUUCACCAAAGUAACGACUCAGGUUUUGAAGUUAAAAAAGAUUAACAAAUACUAAAUAUUCACAAAUAAAUGAGUUGCUAUAUGAGGUCUGAGAGAC
Molecule: messenger RNA, 3416 nt
Organism: Zeugodacus cucurbitae (melon fly)
Lineage: Eukaryota; Metazoa; Arthropoda; Insecta; Diptera; Tephritidae
Product: mannosyl-oligosaccharide alpha-1,2-mannosidase IA-like
Exons: 2
Coding region: 1266-1919 (217 amino acids)
Source: RefSeq, a predicted model, not a curated record